CGUCUUUCCGCACUGUUAUUUUUUUGUCCUCCCACAAGCCGCAAAGCAACAAACCCGAGUGAGGACUCGCCCCGACUCGCUAUAACCGCUUAUAGCGUUUUAAAACACUGACACUGACCUGGAGCGCUUUUAUUCAUGGAGUUAAAGGACACCUGAGCGCGUUUAUAUCGCCGGGUUUGGACAGAAAGCGAGCGGAGGCCGAGAACACGGCGGAGCGGCGGCUCUGCUGCUGGAGCUGGGGCUCUCACGGCACCUCCAGGGCUGGACACAGAACUGCUGGAUAUUUUCUUUAUUUUAGGGAAUAAAGGGCUGAACCUAAGCCCUGAGCCUUCAGCAUGGCGCACCUCCGGGCCAUCAACCAGAACGCUCGUCUGGACCCAGAGGAGUACUUCACUAAGCAGGAGCGGAUCGGGAAGGGUUCAUUCGGCGAAGUCUACAAAGGCAUCAACAACCGCACUAAAGAGGUGAUGGCCAUCAAGAUCAUCGACCUGGAGGAGGCUGAGGACGAGAUCGAGGACAUCCAGCAGGAGAUCACUGUCCUCAGCCAGUGUGACAGCCCCUUCGUCACCAAGUACUACGGCUCCUAUCUCAAGGGAACUAAACUGUGGAUCAUUAUGGAAUAUUUGGGAGGAGGAUCUGCUUUAGAUCUUCUCCGCCCUGGUCCAUUGGAGGAAACGUACAUCGCAACUAUACUUAGGGAAAUUCUGAAGGGUCUGGAGUAUUUACACUCGGAAAGGAAGAUUCAUCGCGAUAUUAAAGCUGCCAACGUGCUGCUGUCUGAGCAGGGGGACGUGAAACUGGCGGACUUCGGCGUGGCCGGUCAGCUCACAGACACACAAAUUAAGAGGAACACGUUUGUGGGGACUCCGUUCUGGAUGGCCCCGGAGGUCAUCAAACAGUCCGCCUACGACUUCAAGGCUGAUAUCUGGUCGUUGGGCAUCACAGCCAUCGAGUUGGCUAAAGGAGAACCGCCAAACUCGGACCUGCACCCCAUGCGUGUGCUCUUCCUCAUCCCUAAAAACACCCCCCCUACGCUGGAGGGCUCCUAUAGCAAACCCUUCAAAGAGUUUGUGGAGGCGUGUCUCAAUAAAGACCCACGAUUCCGACCCACAGCCAAAGAGCUGCUGAAACACAAGUUCAUCACGCGCUACACCAAGAAGACCUCGUACCUGACGGAGCUGAUCGACCGCUACCGCCGCUGGAAAUCCGAGGGCCACGGAGAGGAGUCCAGCUCCGACGACUCCGACAUGGACGGAGACGGUGACGAGCGGGACCAGUGUCCUAUGUGGACUUUCCCCACAGUGCGUCCCAGCUCCAUGAAUAAACUGCAGAAAGGCUACGCCAACACAGACUCCGAGGCGGCGGAGACGGUGAAGAGGCUGCCGAGAUCUCAGUGCCUGUCUGCACUCGUCUCGCCCAUUUUCAGAGAGUUAAAGGAAAAGCGGAGGGCGAGCGGUGGAGGAAUCGGGGCCAUAGAAGAGAUGGAAAACGCCUUUAAUCUGGCCGAGGAGUCGUGUCCCGGCAUCUCAGACCUGCUGGUCACACACGUGAUGGAGAGAGUGUGUCGGUUUGCACUGAACAGCAACGGAAACACGACCACGUCGUCACGGUGAAGCCCCUCCUAACCCCGGCCUCGACCUCCGACGACCUGUUCAUGACCCCCCGGUGCACCCCGUGUUCCCCGUUCUCUCCACCGUGCAGAUGUUUUAAUGAGUUGUAAUGAAAUAUUUUUACAGGUUCUUUAUAGAGCGGAGAUAUUUAAGAGACAAAGCCAUGCCACUGAGCUGUGUUUACCCCUUACACACAUUACACCCCAAUCCUCAUAAAACCUCACACACGCGAA
Ictalurus punctatus (channel catfish) is the source of this 1843-nucleotide messenger RNA. It is a transcript of the gene stk25b, whose product is annotated as serine/threonine kinase 25b. Lineage: Eukaryota; Metazoa; Chordata; Actinopteri; Siluriformes; Ictaluridae. The transcript has 11 exons. Bases 336 to 1613 code for a protein of 425 amino acids. The record is from RefSeq and is a predicted model, not a curated record. Gene Ontology annotation, molecular function: protein kinase activity; ATP binding. Gene Ontology annotation, biological process: protein phosphorylation.